This is a messenger RNA of Phyllostomus hastatus (greater spear-nosed bat), 1360 nucleotides long. RefSeq names its product MAF bZIP transcription factor A (gene MAFA). Gene Ontology annotation, biological process: regulation of transcription by RNA polymerase II; retinal rod cell development. The record is from RefSeq and is a predicted model, not a curated record. Gene Ontology annotation, molecular function: RNA polymerase II cis-regulatory region sequence-specific DNA binding; DNA-binding transcription factor activity, RNA polymerase II-specific. The coding region runs from base 141 to 1220 and encodes 359 amino acids. Gene Ontology annotation, cellular component: nucleus. Lineage: Eukaryota; Metazoa; Chordata; Mammalia; Chiroptera; Phyllostomidae. The transcript has a single exon.
GCGGCGGCCCAGAGCUGCCUCCCCACACCCGCCGUCCCGCUGGGACCCGACGCCCUGGCGAUCGGAGGGGGGGGAGAGGCUCGCGGCUCCCCCCCCCAAGACGCCCUCCUUUGGGUUGCAACCGGGCCCGGCCCCGGGCGAUGGCCGCGGAGCUGGCGAUGGGCGCCGAGCUGCCCAGUAGCCCGCUGGCCAUCGAGUACGUCAACGACUUCGACCUGAUGAAGUUCGAGGUGAAGAAGGAGCCACCGGAGGCCGAACGCUUCUGCCACCGCCUGCCGCCCGGCUCGCUGUCCUCGACGCCGCUCAGCACGCCCUGCUCCUCCGUGCCCUCCUCGCCCAGCUUCUGCGCGCCCAGCCCGGGCACCGGCGGCGGCGGCGGCGGCGCGGGGGGUGGUGUCGGCGCGGCGCAGGCCGGGAGCGCCCCGGGGCCGACGAGCGGCGGCCCCGGCGCCGUCGGAGGCGCCUCGGGGAAGCCGGCCCUGGAGGAUCUGUACUGGAUGAGCGGCUAUCAGCACCACCUGAACCCCGAGGCGCUCAACCUGACGCCCGAGGACGCGGUGGAGGCGCUCAUCGGCAGCGGCCACCACGUCGGGCAUCACGGCGCGCACCACCCGGCGACCGCCACGGCCUACGAGGCCUUCCGGGGCCAGGGCUUCGCGGGCGGCGGCGGCGGCGCGGACGACGUGGGCGCCGGCCACCACCACGGCGCGCAUCACACCAGCCACCACCACCACCACGCGGCUCACCACCACCACCACCACCACCACCACCACCACCACGGUGGCCCGGGCCCCGGCGCGGGCGGCACAGGCCACCACGUGCGCCUGGAGGAGCGCUUCUCCGACGACCAGCUGGUGUCCAUGUCGGUGCGCGAGCUGAACCGUCAGCUCCGCGGCUUCAGCAAGGAGGAGGUCAUCCGGCUGAAGCAGAAGCGGCGCACGCUCAAGAACCGCGGCUACGCGCAGUCGUGCCGCUUCAAGCGGGUGCAGCAGCGGCACAUUCUGGAGAGCGAGAAGUGCCAGCUCCAGAGCCAGGUGGAGCAGCUGAAGCUGGAGGUGGGGCGCCUGGCCAAGGAGCGGGACCUGUACAAGGAGAAAUACGAGAAGCUGGCGGGCCGCAGUGGCCCCGGGGGCGCGGGCGGGACCGGCUUCCCGCGGGAGUCCUCGCCGCCGCAGGCCGGCCCCGGCGGGGCCAAGGGCGCGCCCGACUUCUUCCUGUGAGCUCCAGGCCCGAGACCGCGCCCCGCGCCGCCGCCGGGAAGAGGCUCGGACUCCGAGGCCCAGGACGAGGACGCAAGGCCGUCCCGAGCCAACGCCGCCGUCUCCGGCCGGGCCAGCGCCGGGCGCCCGGCUCCGCGUCC